Molecule: messenger RNA, 1888 nt
Organism: Galeopterus variegatus (Sunda flying lemur)
Lineage: Eukaryota; Metazoa; Chordata; Mammalia; Dermoptera; Cynocephalidae
Gene: MFAP2
Product: microfibrillar-associated protein 2
Exons: 8
Coding region: 924-1472 (182 amino acids)
Biological process (GO): embryonic eye morphogenesis
Cellular component (GO): microfibril
Source: RefSeq, a predicted model, not a curated record
UGGGUGACAUCAUGGAUCCCUCCAGCACUGCCAGUCUAGAGUCCAGAGGAGCCCACUUCAGGCCCCACCCUAAGUGCUUCCUGCUGCUGCAAACAUAGACCUCAGUCUCGUGAGUCUGGGAUGAAGACAGCCAGGUCUUGGGAGCCUGGAGGCCUGGCAAGAGAGGAGUCUUCUGGGGGCUGGGAGCCCUGCCCGGCCUGGCUCCUCUGGGGGCUGCUCAGGUCCAUGUGCAUGUGGUUUCCUGCAGAACAAGAUGCUCAGGGCCCAGGGGCUAAUUGGGAGCAGGUGAUGGGCUUGGCAGAGCUGCUGAGUCUAGGCUGUGAUGCUGGCUGGGCAGGGCUGGGAUCCCAAGGAUGGGCCUGGGGUCAAGGAUUCACAUAGUCAGUGCAUUGGACAUGUGGGGAGGUGCUGGGCCAAAGAGGUGGGCAUGGUAUAGGUGAGGAGAGAAUGGCCAGUGCGGGCAGGGAGUAGUGGGCAUUAGAAAUGUCCCCUUAGUAAGCAGGGCAGGGUGGGGUCUGUUCAUUUGUCAAGAUCAUCCCUGGAGGGGGACUGUCCAGUUAGUGCAGUUGGUUAGAGUGCAGUGUUGUAACACCAAGAUCGAGCAUUCAGAUCCCUGUAUCAGCCAGCCACACAAAAAAAAAAAGAUCAGCCCUAGGCAGGUUGGAGGCCUUGUCCCCCGUUAACCUAAAAACCCAAGUGGGCUAGCAGGGACUGCAGAUGUCCCUCCAAAGUAGUCCCUGCCCCCAGCCCUUGGCCCUCCACAUGCCUGGCUUCUAUUCUGAAUGCCUCCUCCUCCAGGCUGAAUUCAGGGGACCAGAAGUGGACUCUGCAGUCCUGGGUUAAUGGGCCUGGGGUGCAGCUCUCCCGCUCCUCUUCCCCCAGCUGUCCUCUGACGCCAUCCCAGCCUGCCUCACUUUGUGGCCAUGAGAGCUGCCUACCUCUUCAUUCUAGUCCUGCCUGGCCUGCUGGCUCAGGGCCAAUAUGACCUGGACCCACUGCCUCCGUUCCCUGACCACGUCCAGUACACCCACUACAGUGACCAGAUCGACAACCCAGACUACUAUGAUUAUCAAGAGGUGACUCCUCGGCCACCUGAGGAACAGUUCCAGUUCCAGUCCCAGCAGCAAGUCCAACAGGAAGUUAUCCCAGCCCCCACCCCAGAACCAAUAAAUGCAGAGACGGAGCCCACAGAGCCUGGGCCUCUUGACUGCCGCGAGGAACAGUACCCAUGCACCCGCCUCUACUCCAUACACAAGCCUUGCAAACAGUGCCUCAACGAGGUCUGCUUCUACAGCCUCCGCCGUGUGUAUGUCGUCAACAAGGAGAUCUGUGUCCGCACAGUCUGUGCCCACGAGGAGCUCCUCCGAGCUGACCUGUGUCGGGACAAGUUCUCCAAAUGUGGCGUCAUGGCCAGCAGCGGCCUGUGCCAGUCUGUGGCGGCCUCCUGUGCCAGGAGCUGUGGGGGCUGCUAGGAUGGAGCCAGCAUCCUGAGCCCUGGACCCUCCUCAGAUCCGUGGAUCCUCAGGCCAUGCCUGACCUGGUGCUUUUCUCCCCAACCCACAUUCCUUUUAUUGUGUAAAAAUUUAGUGGACUACAGCCCUAGGGGGUGUGGGGUGCGGUGCCUCAGGGCCCUCCCCCAGCCUGUGGCCACCCCUGGGCCACAGUGGGGGCUCCCCACCACCCAGUCCCCGCCCCCUGGUUGGGGGGUGUCCCAGGCCUCUCUCUGGGACCUGGGUCCCUGACGUGCCUUCUCAGUCCCUCUGAGGACAGUCCCCCGAGGUCGGUCAGCUAUGCCCCUCACCCCAGCUGGUCUGCUUGGAUUUCCGACAGUCCCCUGGGCUUGGACCACCUUUGUUUUAUACAAAAUUAAAAACAAGUUUUUACAAAA